AUGAACUGCACAGGGCUGGAAGUGCGUCUCACGGAAAUCUUGGGUUGCAGAUCUGACGGAAACACGUGCUAUUCGGUCUCAUCUGCGGCAACGAUGCUUUUCCACGGUCUGCCUGGAGGCGAGAUGCAUGGUGUCAUGGAAGAAAUGGAGCGGAGAGGAAAGAGCGAUUCGGCGACUAUCAGCUCGGCCAUAGAUAUGGGGGAAACCGAGACGAACAUGCCUUCGAUCAGCGGGGACCGGGUGGCUCUGUGCGCGGGCUGCGGAGGGAAGAUCUCGGACCGAUAUUACCUGCUCGCCGUGGACAAGCAGUGGCACAUGCGCUGUCUGAAGUGCUGCGAGUGUAAACUCAACCUGGAGUCUGAACUCACCUGCUUCAGUAAAGACGGAAGCAUCUACUGCAAAGAAGACUAUUACAGAAGGUUUUCGGUGCAGAGAUGUGCCCGGUGCCACCUCGGGAUCUCGGCCUCGGAAAUGGUCAUGAGGGCCAGGGAUUUGGUGUACCACUUGAACUGUUUCACCUGCACGACUUGCAACAAAAUGCUGACGACUGGGGACCACUUCGGCAUGAAAGACAGUCUGGUGUACUGCAGGCUACACUUUGAAACGCUCAUCCAGGGAGACUUCCCCACGCAUUUCAAUCACACGGAUGUAGCGCCUAAUAAAGGCCUGGGCAGCACGGGCCCUCUAGGACUGUCUUAUUAUAACGGCGUGAACACGGUGCAGAAGGGCCGGCCACGAAAGAGGAAGAGCCCUGGGCCCGGAGCGGACCUGGCGGCUUAUAAUGCAGCUUUGAGCUGCAAUGAGAACGAUGGCGAUCCGAUGGACAGAGACUCGCAGUACAGCAGCAGCCAGAAGACCAAACGCAUGAGGACGUCAUUUAAACACCAUCAGCUGAGGACCAUGAAGUCCUAUUUCGCCAUCAACCACAAUCCUGAUGCCAAGGACCUGAAACAGCUGGCCCAGAAAACAGGUCUCACCAAGCGCGUCCUACAGGUCUGGUUUCAGAACGCCCGGGCCAAGUUCAGACGAAACCUCCUGCGUCAGGAGAACACGGGUGUGGACAAGACCUCGGACGGGUCGACCCUGCCUGGAGGAACGCCGUCCAGACCGGCCUCGGAGAUCUCCAACACCUCCAUGAGCCCGUCCAGCACUCCCACGACCCUCACAGACCUGACCAACCCCACGAUGCCCACCGUCACCUCCGUACUGACCUCUGUCCCGGGCAGCCUGGACAUUCACGAAUGCCGGAGUCCAUCGCAGGGCACCUUAACAAGCCUCUUCUGAUGCUCAGAUUCGAGCACACCUUCACCUGCUUCCUCCGAAGACUAUUCGUGGAGUCAGCUAAAUCAGAAAUAAAGCGCGAGCGUCAUUGAUCAUGCUAGUCACACACAAACUACAUCUAUCUGAUACCUUAACCGAUCUACCUGGGCAUUUUUUUUGUACAGGCCAGGAACUUUACAAAUGUGGCCGAUCCAGUUCAAAAGACGAUAAAAAAACGAGAUGAAAGAGAAAAUCUUUUUUUUUUUUUUUUUUUAGAGUAUUGCAUUUUUGGGGCAGACUCAAGUUUCACUGAAGGAUCUGUUGAUGAGAGACUGAUUUGCAUUUUAUUUAUUUAUUUUUUUCUUUCAUGUUUCCCCCCCGACCAUGUUUACAGAGAGAGACUGAGCUGGGAAAUGCAUUUGUUCGUCAACCUCGUAUUUAUGUUCACGCACAGGAGUCAGAGUGAUGAAACUGGAUUAUAAUGUGAAUAAUUACAGCGUAAUCUAGCCUGACUGUCACGUGCCUUAUCCUGCAGUGUAGUCACUGAAGCCCCUUUAGCAACGCUAAACGAACUACAUCAGAAAAUGUGUACUUUAAUUUGAAAAUGGUUGAGUAAAUCACACGUGCACAAACACACACACACGAGGAAGAGCUGAUCAUCCACUUGCAUUUCAACAUAUUACCUCACUCAGAAAUCACUGGAUAUGAGAGCAGUUCAUAUGAAACCUGAGAACACGUUUCAUGCACUGGGAGAGAAAACGGCUGUGGACAAACCUUGAUCGGAAGAGAGCGCAUCACAAACAAACACUGAUUUAUGGAAUGAAACACUACCCCCCGGUUAGACGAUUUGAUUUUCUUUCAUCAACCAUUAAGAUGUGACAGUGUUGGAGACAGGGUAAAUGUUUCCAUUGUAACCAGAGGCUGCUUGUUGAAAUGCUGUACAGUUUGGACAGAUUAUUGAGAAAUUUCGAGUCCACUCCCUGCAGUAUCGCCUUUGAUGUAAAUCUUCAGUUCUGUAAAAAAUAUAAAAAAAAUCAAUCACUA
This is a messenger RNA of Carassius auratus (goldfish), 2304 nucleotides long. Its product is annotated as LIM/homeobox protein Lhx2-like. The record is from RefSeq and is a predicted model, not a curated record. Lineage: Eukaryota; Metazoa; Chordata; Actinopteri; Cypriniformes; Cyprinidae. Gene Ontology annotation, molecular function: RNA polymerase II transcription regulatory region sequence-specific DNA binding; DNA-binding transcription factor activity, RNA polymerase II-specific. The transcript is spliced from 5 exons. Gene Ontology annotation, cellular component: nucleus. The coding region runs from base 1 to 1284 and encodes 427 amino acids. Gene Ontology annotation, biological process: regulation of transcription by RNA polymerase II; neuron differentiation.